Messenger RNA from Nicotiana tabacum (common tobacco), 2753 nucleotides. The record is from RefSeq and is a predicted model, not a curated record. Lineage: Eukaryota; Viridiplantae; Streptophyta; Magnoliopsida; Solanales; Solanaceae.
CUAAAUAGAGUGUGAGAGUGAGUCAAAAACAGAAACCCACAAAGAAACCACCAUUUUCAGGACUAGAAAAAAAAACAUACGCGUGCUCAUUAAGCCAAAUUCUUCUUCAAACCCUUUGUAGAUCUUCACAUAGUCACACAGUGACCUUCUUCAGAUCUACACUCUCAGCACCAUCUCACACAUUGCCAUAUUUUCUAGGUGUAACUAAAAAAUUCAAGAAUUCAACAUUCCUAUAUUUAUUUUGCUAUUUACAACAACCCCUUUUUGUGUUUUUUUUCUUCAGAUCUAUUAAAAAAAUUAAUAAUAAUAUAUAGUUAUAUUAGUAGAUAGUACUAUACACGUUAACAAUGCAAUCAGGAAAUGCCACGUUAGUUCCGGAGAAAAUGCACGGCGGUGGUGGAGGAGAGGCGGUGGAACCACCGCCACAUCAGCAGCAGUGGUUUAUGGGUGAUGAGAGGGAUGGGUUUAUAUCAUGGUUAAGAGGUGAAUUUGCUGCAGCAAAUGCUAUAAUUGAUGCUUUGUGUCAUCAUUUAAGGUUAGUAGGUGAGCAGCCUGGUGAGUAUGAUGGUGUAAUUGGAUGUGUACAACAAAGGAGAGGGAAUUGGAGCACUGUGUUGCAUAUGCAGCAGUACUUUUCAGUAGCUGAAGUGAUCUAUGCAUUGCAUCAGGUUGAGUGGAGGAAGCAGCAAAAAGGGGGUUUUAAUAAUAAGAGGAAUAGUGGGGGUUCUAGAGGAGGAGGAGGAGGGGGUUGGAGAAGUGAGGGUCAUAAUUUUACUAUGGAUGCUAAUAGUAAAGAGUUUUAUAGUAAAUCUAACGGGGUCGAAAAGAUUGAUGUUAUAGAAAAAGAAAUAGAUGUGAAGCAAGGGGAAAAGAAAGAAUUGGUUGGAAAUCCAGAAGGAGAUAGCUCAAUGAAGAGUUCAGUUUGCAUAGAAGCUGCUGACUCACAAAGUGAAAUGGACAAAACCGAUCAUAAACGUGAUUCAAAUUCUGAUGGGUCUUGUAAGGCGGAGAAUGAAUCCCGAUCCAGCGAAGUACCAAAUGAGAAGCAGAAUGUUACUGUUGUACCAAAAACUUUUGUUGCUACAGAGAUAUACGAUGGAAAACCGGUUAAUGUUGUUGAUGGCAUGAAACUGUACGAGGAACUGCUAAGCAGUUCANGACCCACAUACAGACACCUGAACUACUCAAUACGUGGAGCUCGGGAGUUUGAGGCAUUAGUUGCAAUUACUCCUGACUGUCUCUUUUGUCGCCUUGUGAGAAAUAGUGUAAUUUUGAGUCGCCUGAGGAUGAACUUCGAAAUUAAGCUCAAUUUCCACAAAAGAAAAAACAACUUUAGUAGGCUUCCCGCAGUUCACCGUUUUCUGUUGAACAAAGCAAAUAAACGUGCAAUGUGUGAUGUGUGGAUUAGGUGCAUGACACAGCAAGCAGCACAGACAUUUAUAGUCUCAAAGAGACCGAUGAAGGGGCACGGAAGGGAGAUGAUCCAGCUGGGCCUACCCAUUGCAGAUGCACCUCCUGAAGAUGAAGCUGCCUUUGCAACAUUUAAAGAGCGGAAAAUGGAAGUGAUUCCUGGCUUGUUCCAAGAUGUUAUUGAACGACUGAGUGCUAUGCAAGUUUUAACUGCGAAGCCAGAUGCUUGCACUAUUGACAUCUUCAAUGAGGGGGACCACUCACAACCUCAUAUGUGGCCUUAUUGGUAUGGGCGGCCUGUAGCUAUGUUGUUCUUGACAGAAUGUGAAAUGACUUUCGGUAAGAUGAUUGGUGUGGACCAUCCGGGCGAUUAUCGAGGCUCUCUCAAACUCUCUUUUGCACCAGGAUCCGUACUUGUAAUGCAGGGAAAAUCAACCGAUUUUGCUAGACAUGCUAUUCCAUCCAUCCGUAAGCAGCGUAUACUUGUGACCUUUACAAAGGUGCAGCCAAGAAGAUUCAAGUCUGGUGAUAGUCAGCGUUUCUCUUCAUCAGCAGGAGGUGCUGCCCCCCAGUGGGUCCCCCCUCCUAGCAGGUCACCAAAUCAUAUCCGUCAUCCUUUUGGGCCCAAGCAUUAUGGUUCCAUGCCAACAACCGGCGUAUUACCCGUUCCAGCUAUUCGUUCACAGUUAGCUCCUCCAAAUGGUAUCCAGCCAAUUUUUGUUCCCGCUGCGGUUGCACCGCCUAUGGCUUUUCCUGCACCAGUUGCUCUUCCACCUGCCUCAGGUGGAUGGGCAGCACCCCCUCCUAGGCAUCCCCCACCACGACUUCCACUCCCUGGCACUGGCGUUUUCCUUCCUCCAGGCUCUGGGGCUUCAGCCACUGGCAACAAUCCUGCUGAAAAUCCAACUUCUUCAGAAAAGGACAGUGCAGGUUCUCUUAGAGAUACCACUGCUUCUCUGAAAGAUAACGUGGAUAGUGAAGUAGAAACACAAGAGGGCAACGGAAAGAUAGAUGAUAGUGGUGCAGAGACAGCAGUGGCUAAUGAAGAACGACACUAACUGCUGAUUUCAGCAGUGCAGGAACCAGGACGAAAAAGGGUGAAUGUUUUGUUGGAAGGAAAAGGUUUAGGUUAGAAACUGCAGUGAGUUUUGAAGCAAAUGUAAAGAGCGGCCGUUGUUCAGAGUUAUACUCACACAUCCAGCAGAGCAAGGGAAGGGAGCUAGCUAUUCUCCAUGAUCUCCUUUGCUUGCUCUUCCUUUUUGUUGUCUUAUCAAACAUAAAUAUAUAUAUAUAUAUAUAUCUCUUAUAUUAAAUGAGAAACUUAGCUACAAAACUUUAUUAUA